This is a messenger RNA of Rattus norvegicus (Norway rat), 936 nucleotides long. It is a transcript of the gene Or1e1e, whose product is annotated as olfactory receptor family 1 subfamily E member 1E. Gene Ontology annotation, biological process: detection of chemical stimulus involved in sensory perception of smell; G protein-coupled receptor signaling pathway; signal transduction. Bases 1 to 936 code for a protein of 311 amino acids. Lineage: Eukaryota; Metazoa; Chordata; Mammalia; Rodentia; Muridae. Gene Ontology annotation, molecular function: olfactory receptor activity; G protein-coupled receptor activity. Gene Ontology annotation, cellular component: plasma membrane; membrane. The record is from RefSeq and is marked reviewed. The transcript has a single exon.
AUGCCUGGAAACAACCAGACUAUCAUCUCCUAUUUUCUCCUUCUGGGCCUGCCCAUACCCCCAAAGCACCAUCACCUAUUCUAUGCCCUGUUCCUGGCCAUGUACCUCACCACCAUCCUGGGGAACCUCAUCAUCAUCAUACUCAUUCGACUGGACAACCAUCUCCACACACCCAUGUACUUUUUUCUAAGCAACUUGUCCUUCAAUGACCUCUGCUUUUCUUCUGUCACAGUGCCCAAGUUGCUGCUGAACAUGCAGAGCCAAGUACCAUCCAUCCCAUAUGCAGGUUGCCUUGCACAAAUGUACUUCUUUUUGUUUUUUGGUGAUCUUGAGAGCUUGCUCCUUGUGGCCAUGGCUUAUGACCGCUAUGUGGCCAUCUGUUUUCCCCUUCAUUACACCAGCAUUAUGAGUCCCAAGCUCUGUAUGAGUCUGUUGCUACUAUCCUGCAUGCUGACAGCAUUGUAUGCCAUGUUGCACACUUUGCUUUUGACUAGGCUGUCUUUCUGUGAAAAUAAUAUGAUCCCCCAUUUUUUCUGUCAUCUGUCUGCUCUCCUGAAGCUGGCCUGCUCUGAUAUUCACAUUAAUGAGUUAGUGAUAUUGAUCAUAGGUGGGCUUGUUGUUAUACUUCCAUUUAUACUCAUCACAGUGUCGUAUGCCUGCAUUGUUUCCUCUAUCCUAAAGGUUCCUUCAACCCGAGGCAUACACAAGAUAUUCACCACUUGUGGUUCUCACCUAUCUGUGGUGUCACUGUUCUAUGGCACAAUUAUUGGCCUCUACUUGUGUCCAUCUGCAAAUAACUCUACUCUGAAGGAUACUGUCAUGUCUAUGAUGUACACAGUCAUGACUCCCAUGCUGAACCCCUUUAUCUACAGCCUGAGGAACAAGGAUAUAAAGGGUGCUCUAAAAAGAGUGCUUCAAAAGAAAAUACUCUUCUAA